AUGGGUUGGUCACCUUUGUCACUGGUUUCACAGUACAGUCACCCAUUCUCAAAGGAACUAUCUUGUUAUGUCUUUGUCCAGUGGAAGUUUAUUACGCUCAGCCCAACUAGACAACCUUUCAGAUGCGCAGGAAUUAAAAAAAAGAAGAACUACGCCGAGACCCCUUCUAGGUACCGACCUUCUGUACUUGUGAAGACUCUUCGUGGUUUUCAGUUUAAUGAUGGAGAUUAUGUCUAUAAAGGUGAUAUCUUAGUUCGGCAGAGCGCUGGAUACACAUUGGAGAAUUUAACCGAACGAUUUCAAUUUUUGUACCACAUGAAUUAUUUCAUUAAACCUAAAGAAACAUUAAACUUUUAA
This is a messenger RNA of Schistosoma spindalis, 357 nucleotides long. The record is from the annotation of a GenBank genome assembly. NCBI's taxonomy places the organism in Eukaryota, Metazoa, Platyhelminthes, Trematoda, Strigeidida, Schistosomatidae.